UGCACCCGUACAAUUCGUAACUGACGGGUCGCGUCAAGUCAGUCAAUCGAUGGUGCAGCUGCCGAGCGGAAAAAACGGGCGAAAAGAUUCGUAAAUUGGCACCAACGAGAGACAUAAACUUCACCGUAACACAUAAACCCGAAAGAGGAAUACAACCAGGCCAGGCCCUACACCAAGUGUAACUCAGGGCAGCCGCGAUGUCAGGGUCCUACGAUGACUCCAUGAUCGAUGUCUCCAGUGAUAGCUUCUGGGAGGUUGGUAACUACAAGCGGACGGUAAAACGAGUAGAUGAUGGACACCGACUCUGUAAUGAUCUGAUGAAUUGUAUUCAUGAGCGGGCUCGUAUUGAAAAGGCUUACGCACAGCAGCUCACAGAGUGGGGGAAGCGAUGGAGACAACUCAUAGAAAAAGGUCCUCAGUACGGUACAUUGGAGCGGGCGUGGUCAGCCCUGUGCACAGAGGCGGAGAAGGUGAGCGAGCUCCACAUGGAGGUGAAAUCGGCCCUGAUGGGAGAAGACUACGAGAAGCUGAAGAACUGGCAGAGAGAUGCCUACCACAAACAGAUGAUCGGCGGCUUCAAAGAGACGAAAGAGGCGGAUGACGGCUUCCGAAAGGCUCAGAAACCCUGGGCGAAAAAACUCAAAGAGGUGGAGACAAUGAAGAAGUCUUACCACUCUGCAUGCAAAGAGGAGAAGCUAGCAGCCAGCAGGGAGACUAACAGCAAACUGGAGAGCAACAACAACCCCGAAGCCCAAAAGAAGCUCCAGGAAAAGGUGGAGAAGUGUCAGCAGGAGGUGCAGAAGACUAAAGAACGCUAUGAGAAAUCCCUUGAAGAGCUCGACAAAGUGACCCCUCAGUACAUGGAGAACAUGGAGCAGGUGUUCGAGCAGUGGCAGCAGUUUGAAGACAAACGCAUCCGCUUCUUCAGUGAGCUGCUGCUGGAGGUGAAACAGCACCUCGAUCUAUCAACCAAUCACAGAUUCCAAACAGUGUACCACACGCUGGAAGACACAGUCUCUGCUACUGACGCUGAAGAUGACCUGAAAUGGUUCCGGUCCAAUCAAGGCCCAGGGAUGCCGAUGAACUGGCCUCAGUUUGAGGAUUGGUCCAUAGACCUGAACCGAACCCUCAGCAGACGAGAAAAGAAGAAACCAUCAGAGGGCGUCACUCUGACAGGCAUCAGUCAAACUGGGUCAGAUCAGCCUGUGCAGCCCGCCAAGACCAGCAGCAGCCUCACUGUGCCUAAAACAGCGCCAGUUGGCUCAAACCCCUUUGAAGAUGAUGAAGAGGAAGACGAUGAGGAGGAGGAGGAGGAGGAGGUGGCAGUGGAGCAGCAGACCACAGUCAACCACAUCAGUGUGAAUAAAGAGGAAAUAAAAACUGCGAGCAGUGUGGAGAAGACUCCUGACUGGUCAGAUGAAGACACAAGCGUAAACCCUUUCUCAACUAACGGCGAUGGGAAUCCAUUUGAAGAGGAGCCGGCUUCUCCGGUCGUAUCCGUACCGGUCAGAGCCCUCUAUGACUAUGAAGGACAAGAGCAGGACGAGCUGAGCUUCAAAGCAGGGGAUGAGUUCACCAAAAUUGGCGAGGAAGACGAUCAGGGUUGGUGCAAAGGUCGGCUCAAGGAGGGAAAAACCGGCCUCUAUCCUGCUAACUAUGUUGAAGACAUCCAGUAAUGAAUCAUCACGUAAAUUAAAAAAUGUGAAGGAAGAAGAAAGUAGUGUUUUGGGAAAUGACAGUGCGGCUGGAAACAUGAAAGCUCUGCCUCAUUUUUUUUUUAACCGUUUCCUCCCUGUUAGUAAAGACUGCACUGCUGUGGGAGAUGGACCGAGAGAUUAUGAAUGGACCACUCAAAAUCUUGUUGCUCGUCACAGAUCGACCCUCAUAGAAGCUUAGUACAAAAGAUGGAAAUAAACCACAAGUUUCCAGAUUCAGGGGGAGGAGGAGCUCAGAGAAAAAAAAAUGCUGUCAGUGUAAGAUAUGUCAUGUUAUUUAGAAAUCCCAUUUAUGCUGUUACAAAAAAGAAUACAAGCUUUUCAAGUAUAUAUUAGAUACGAUUCAAUAAGAUUUGUGUGAAUUUAUGUAUUGUUUAAAAAAAAACACUGGGAUGACAGUCUAAUUGUCUAGCGAUGUUACAUGCAGCCUUGAUAUGCAAGCCACUAUGGAUUCAUUAAGGGAGAGGACCUUCUUUAUAAUGACCUGCUCUGUGCCUGAUCAAAUCUAGUCCAGAAAUGUAAAUUCUUUCAUUUUAGUGGACAGAGUAGUCCCUUAUGUUGAGAUAAUUGUGCCAGAUUGAAAGUGAUUUUUUUUUAGUGCUUACAUAGUUUUGCCAUUCUUUUCAGGGUUUUGUUAAUACACUCAGUUCAUUCACUGUUCUGGUUAGAUUUUGGAAUAAUGGCGAUCAAAGGAGCCAUAUCCUGGCAUAGUCUACAAUAGUUCACUGGCAUUGAAUGUAUAAUCACUGAUUGUAUUUUCUCACUUCUUGAUUGUUCACUUUUGCUUAUGUUAGGGUUUUGUUUGUUUUGCAGCCACCGGCAUGGGCUACGUUUCAUGCAACACUGAAAAUCUCUCACACGUUUAUCGCACUUGAAUCGCCAUGUCUAAUCCUCUCACUUCUUUUUGAAAUGUCAAGGUAUGGGAGAGUAUAUUUUUAGUGUAUGUUAUAUGCAAUAAAACAACAGUUGAGUAUGGUGUCACAUACAUUCAUGUAAAUAGCCUCAAUGAGACGUACUAGAACAAAUUGAGGGUGAAAAUCUGAUCAUACGUAGUUGGAAGUUGAUUGUUAAUUUAUGAUGCCACAAGUGCUUUUGUUCUACUCUUGUUAGAAUGCUGUGACUGAAAAUCAAUUUGUAUAGUAAUUGAAUAUUUUAUGGCAAAUAUCCCUGAAAUCUGUUAUUUUGUUACAUUUGUAAAUAUGAUUUUUUUUUUCCUUUAUUGAGGAGCCUAAUUAAUUAGAUAAUAGCAUAUAAAUACUUCUGAAUUAUAUUCUUGGAGCUAUGACACAAAUGGAUACAGCUGAUGAAAUUACCUUAAUACAUGAUACAUUUUGAUCAUCAAGUAUUUAGACCGCUCGCAUGUUUUGUAGGAUAAACUGCUGGUUUUUGAUUUGUUCAAGCUCCGACUUCAUGAGCUUCCCCAGUGUAACGAUGAAAUCAUUGAAAAAAUGCUGUUUUAAUGCCUUCAACUGCAGCAGGAGAGGAGGAUAAGAUAUUUUUGCAUUUAUUAAUUGUGAGAAAGGAGAUGUCGUGCUCAUGUUUUCAGGGCAUGCUGUCGUUGACACGCAGCAACAGAUGUACUUGCACAGUAAGGUUUGUAAAUGUUGUCUCACAACAUAAUAAAUGAAUUUAUUGGAAAAACAAA
This is a messenger RNA of Labrus bergylta (ballan wrasse), 3360 nucleotides long. RefSeq names its product protein kinase C and casein kinase substrate in neurons 2 (gene pacsin2). The record is from RefSeq and is a predicted model, not a curated record. NCBI's taxonomy places the organism in Eukaryota, Metazoa, Chordata, Actinopteri, Labriformes, Labridae. Gene Ontology annotation, molecular function: protein binding; phospholipid binding. Gene Ontology annotation, biological process: plasma membrane tubulation; cytoskeleton organization; regulation of endocytosis. Gene Ontology annotation, cellular component: endosome; plasma membrane; cytoplasm.